Molecule: messenger RNA, 1705 nt
Organism: Chanos chanos (milkfish)
Lineage: Eukaryota; Metazoa; Chordata; Actinopteri; Gonorynchiformes; Chanidae
Gene: kcnn4
Product: potassium intermediate/small conductance calcium-activated channel, subfamily N, member 4
Exons: 9
Coding region: 188-1705 (505 amino acids)
Biological process (GO): potassium ion transport
Cellular component (GO): membrane
Molecular function (GO): calmodulin binding; small conductance calcium-activated potassium channel activity
Source: RefSeq, a predicted model, not a curated record
UCGGUCUCCACUUCGCAACUUUUCAGGUGUUCUGUGAAGAGGGUCACUUCGGAAUACUGUUCUCACGCGUCGUGAUAUGCCUUCCCGCAAUCCGGGAGAGAGUGUGGUUGAAGGGGAGGCAGAACAAGACGAGGAACGAGGCAACUGAGGACAGCAACCACGAAUCCACGCACUGGCUCAGCGCGUAAUGGAGAUGACUGCCCGCAACCUGCACUCCGACUCUAAAGUGGACGGCAGAAACUGCGACGGACUUCGGAAUGGUGGCGACACUACAGAGAUUACAGUUCCGUUGUCGCCCACAGGGAAACGAUUGAGUCCGAUUGAGGGAAACAACCUUUACAGACUACGAGACAGAAAGUUUUUACUGGAGGAGAAAAAACGCUUGUGUGCGUGGGCACUGGGGACAGCUGUGUUAGGGAUUCUGCUGAUGAUAUUACACGCUGAACUGUGUCCUGUCGUUUAUCAGCCGGGAUCCAUCUAUGCCCUGUCCAUCAACGGUCUGAUCAGCCUGUCCACUGGAUGCCUACUCAUUCUCAUCCUGGCCUUUCACUAUAAGGAUAUCAGACUCUUUAUCAUAGAUCAUAACCAGGUGGACUGGCGUAUUGCCAUGACAACCAACCGUGUACUUGGCGUAACACUUGAGAUACUGGUUUGCGCCAUCCACCCAGUAACCACUUACCUGGGGCCGGACGAAGGGGUGGUGACACCAGGCGCCCCUGAGAGGUCUAACGGCAACACGUCCUCGGUACCUCUGUGUUUUUCGUCCAGUCACAGAGAGGCACUGCUGGAUGUAGAGCUGUUACUGUCAUCGCUGAUGUUCCUCAGAUUGUAUCUGGUUCAUAGAACUGUCCUUCUACACAGCAAGGUGCUCUUGAGCGCCUCCUACAGGAGUAUCGGCUCACUCAACAACAUUAACUUCACCUUCCGCUUCGUGCUCAAGGUGCUCAUGAACAAAUACCCGGCACGCACGUUGCUGGUCUUCAUCCUGUUCUUCUGGCUGUCCGCCUCCUGGAUGCUAACCCUGUGUGAGAGGAAGUCUGUUGAAGAGACUGGACGAAUAGACACUGCUCUUUGGCUUGUGGCCAUCACCUUUCUCACUGUGGGUUAUGGAGAUGUGUCUCCGAAAACCAGCUGUGGCAAGAUGGUGUGUCUCUUCACUGGUGUAAUGAUGAGAAAAGGGAAACCUGGAGUGGCAUGCACAGCCAUGCUAGUAGCAGUCAUGACUAAGAAGUUGGCCCUGAACAAAGGGGAGAAGCAUGUGCAUUUCUUCAUGAUGGAUAUCCAGAUUUCCAAACAGAUCCGUCAUGCAGCUGCGAAUGUUUUGAGAGAGUGUUGGCUGCUUCACCGAACAAACCACCUCAAGGGUAACAGCGGAGAACACAGACGCCAUCAGAGAUGUCUUCUUGAGUCUAUCCGUGUAUUUCGCCACCUGAGACUCAAACAGAGGAAACUGCGGGACUAUGCCAGUGAAAUGGUGGACCUUUCAAAGAUGCAGAUGAUCAUGUGUGACCUGAGUGCAAACUGGAACAACUCGUACCGCGAGCUGGAGCAACGGAUCCUCUCCAUGGAGCAGAAGCUGGACGAGCUGAGCCGCAGCUUCCAGAACACCUCCGAGCUGCUAGUUCAGGCCCUGCAUCGACGCAGGCUGGAUCACAGGUCAGCCCCCGGCGGCUUACGCCGUAACCUUCCCUCACUGUCUCCUUGA